Molecule: messenger RNA, 2257 nt
Organism: Podospora pseudopauciseta
Lineage: Eukaryota; Fungi; Ascomycota; Sordariomycetes; Sordariales; Podosporaceae
Exons: 7
Coding region: 637-2172 (511 amino acids)
Molecular function (GO): oxidoreductase activity, acting on paired donors, with incorporation or reduction of molecular oxygen; iron ion binding; heme binding
Source: RefSeq, a predicted model, not a curated record
GGGCGACGCUUGUCUUGAAGCGGGAAGGGAACAGUGGGGAGGGAAGGACCCGAGGGUCAGGCUUGAUCAAUAGCGGGGGGGUUUAGCGACUGGUACCCACUGGUAGCGUGCUGCAGGCGUGUGUCUCGCUGUCGGGUGGAGAUACACAAAGGUCAUGAACCAACUGCCCGGUGCAGUCUGCCCGUCCCAAUGUCCGAAUGGGGACAAGAGCCGCCAACAGCAUCCCCGGGCCCUGUCUGUGCUCCGUGCCCAGCGGUGAGGAUGGGGCCCAGAUGGAGACGCACAUUCCAUGGAAGAGGGAGAGAUAGAGGGGGAUGGGGAGGUGUGUGUUGGUGAUUAGGUAGUAGGUGUUGUUGGUGGUGGACUGAGGGUAAGUAUUGCUGAUGUGCAUCUGCAUUCAUUCACCCAUUCCCUCAUUCCAUCCAUCUUAUUAAUUACUCUACCUACCUUCAUACCUACCUUACCUGCUCCCAUUUCCAAUCCCGUUCCCCGGGUAAAAUUAAUGACUCGGCCUGCCUUGCCCUGCCCUGCCCUGCCCUGCCCUGCCCGCCAACUGCCUGGUCCUUGUACUCCUCAACGCAUUUCGUUCAACAGAGCUGGAAACAGACGGCCCAGCCCACCUACCCAGCAGUACCUAUGGCUCUCACCAACCACCCCGCAGCAGCGCUAAUAGCACGCGCUCUCGAGGCCACUGGAGCAACUGCCGCGACUGUCUUUGUCGCUGUGGUGGCGCUGUUCGUCCUACCCACCAUCAUCCAGUGGUACCGUCUCUCACAUGUUCCCGGGCCCAAGCUGGCCGCCAUCUCCAAGUACUGGCAAGUCCGCGAGUCUAUCAAGGGGACGCUCCCUCAGGUGCUCAAAGAGCUCAACGACAAACACGGCCCGCUUGUGCGUAUCGGGCCCAAUGACCUCGUCACCAGUGACCCCGAUGUGUUGCGCAAGAUGAUGGCCGUCAGGUCGCCUUACACCAGAGGACCGUGGUACGAAGCUUGGCGCUUGAAUCCCACGAGAGACAAUCUGUUUUCUAUGCGCGAUGAGGUCGGCCAUACGGCCUUGCGCAACAAGAUGGUUGCCGGUUACUCGGGCAAGGAAAAUCUGUCCAUGGAAAGCACCAUCGAGACUGAGAUUGCUCGUCUGAUCGACCUCAUUGAGAGAAAGUACAUCUCCACCCCCAAAGACUAUCGUCCCAUGGACUUUGGUGAAAAAGCCCAGUAUUUUACUCUCGAUGUCAUCAGCGACCUGGCCUUUGGCGAGCCCCUGGGCUAUCUCGAAAAGGAUGAGGAUGUUUACGAUUACAUCAAGAUCACCACGGCAUCUAUCCCGGCCAUGUUGACCCUCGGAAGUAUUCCUACACUAGCCAACAUCAUCCAGUCUCGCUUUCUUCGAUGGCUGCUGCCCAAAGAGACCGACAAGAUUGGCUUUGGUGCCUUUAUCGGUGUGACCAACCAUGCCGUGGCUGCUCGCUUCGCCCCGAAUGCCGUCCCUCAGCAAGACAUGCUUGGUUCUUUUAUUCGGCACGGUUUGAACCUCGAAGAGGCCCAGGGCGAGGCCGUCUUGCAGAUUGUGGCCGGGUCCGACACCUCUGCCUCCACCAUCCGCGCUUUCAUGCUCAACAUUUGUACCCAUCCACCGGUUUACCAGAAGCUCCAGCAAGAAAUCGACGAGGCCGUUGCCAAGGGGAUCAUUUCCUCUCCCAUCAAAGAUGCCGAAGCGCGGCAGCUUCCUUACCUCCAGGCGGUCAUCAGAGAGGCCAUCCGUAUUCUCCCUCCUGCUGGUGGUGCCUUUUUCAAGCAGGUCCCUCCUGGUGGCGAUGUCAUCUGCGGCAAGUUUAUCCCUGGUGGAACCCAAAUAGGGUCUUCCCCGCUUGCCAUUCACCACAGCAAGAAUACAUUUGGCGAGGAUGCCGAAACAUUUAGGCCAGAAAGGUGGUUGGAAGCGGAUGAGGAUCAGUUGGAAAAAAUGAAGGCUACUGCAGAUCUGGUCUUUCAUUAUGGAAAAUGGCAGUGUCCCGGCAAGACUGUGGCGCUGAUGGAGUUCAACAAGAUUUUUGUCGAGUUGCUGAGACGAUAUGAGUGGUCCGUCAUCAAUCCCUUCAAUGCUGCCAGAGUUAACAACGCCGGCGUAUGGAUGUUUGACGAUUUUUGGGUGCGUGUAACUCGACGCGGGCAGUAGUGGCUCAUAUGUUCAACUGUAUUUGAAUAGCGAGGCAUAAUUGCGAGUUAAAAUCGAAUUGAUAAAACUGACAAUGACUACGUGU